This is a messenger RNA of Penicillium angulare, 1089 nucleotides long. RefSeq lists its product as uncharacterized. The transcript has 4 exons. Gene Ontology annotation, cellular component: peroxisomal matrix. Bases 1 to 1089 code for a protein of 362 amino acids. Gene Ontology annotation, biological process: acyl-CoA metabolic process; fatty acid catabolic process. Gene Ontology annotation, molecular function: fatty acyl-CoA hydrolase activity. NCBI's taxonomy places the organism in Eukaryota, Fungi, Ascomycota, Eurotiomycetes, Eurotiales, Aspergillaceae. The record is from RefSeq and is a predicted model, not a curated record.
AUGACAAAACACAGUACUCUCUUUGAUUCUCCGCCGCAGGAUAACUCCAAGGCCCCGAUCGAGAAUGUGCUGGACUUGACACCAGUAGUGGACCUCGGCCCAGAUGUUUUCACGAAUACGCGCCCACUAUGGCAUCCACCUGGUGCCAGAGGAAUCUACGGUGGUGCUGCCAUUGCCCAGUCCUUAUCCGCGGCCAUGCGCACCGUCCCCGCCGACUUUGCCGUCCACAGCAUGCACUGCUACUUCGUCCUUGCGGGCGACUCGGAACUACCUAUAUUAUAUCAUGUUGAGCGCGUGCGCGAUGGAAGGAGCUUUGUGACUCGAACGGUACAGGCACGUCAACGGGGCCGCCCCAUUUUCACCACCACCCUGAGUUUCAGUAGGGUUGGUAGUGGUGGCGAGAAGACCUUGAAUCACGCUGCCCCCAUGCCAGAUACAUCAAUUCCAGAAGACUCGACGUCCAAGACGGUGAAAGGGCUCAGCGAUGCGGGGGGAGGGCCAUUCGAGUCUAAGAGAGCGGGAAUUGUCAACCGAACCAAGAACCCGGAAGAUAAGAGAGUACGACGACAUGUUCGGGCCCGGGGCCGUAUCUCUGACCAGGGCGGUUUCCAAGCACACCUUUCGGCUCUGGCCUAUAUCACCGACAGCUUCUUUAUUGGCACCGUUUCCCGCGUGCAUGAUAUUCCUCGCUUCUCCUCCCCGGCCGAGCUUGAACAAUUGUUAAAAGCGCUGAAGAACCCGUCGGAUCUCGAUGAUGAAGAUAUUAGAAAGGCACUUAAGGAAUUGAAGGAGGAGGAAGCUGCAGAUCUGAGACGCCGACUCGAAGGAGCGCUGAGUGAGGCCAGUAAGGCUGACCAUAAAGAAGUUGGUAUGAUGGUUAGUCUUGACCAUUCAAUCUAUUUCCAUAAUCCACGGGCUUUCCGAUCGGAUGAGUGGAUGCUUCAUGAAAUGGAGAGCCCAUGGGCCGGGGAAGGUCGCGGUUUGGCGAUCCAAAAGAUCUGGUCACAGAAUGGGACGUUGAUUGCAACAUGCACCCAGGAGGGUGUUGUGCGCUUAAAACAAGAUAAACCGCCACUGUCUAAGAUCUAA